This is a messenger RNA of Falco peregrinus (peregrine falcon), 3073 nucleotides long. RefSeq names its product ELOVL fatty acid elongase 5 (gene ELOVL5). Gene Ontology annotation, cellular component: endoplasmic reticulum membrane; endoplasmic reticulum. The record is from RefSeq and is a predicted model, not a curated record. Bases 358 to 1281 code for a protein of 307 amino acids. NCBI's taxonomy places the organism in Eukaryota, Metazoa, Chordata, Aves, Falconiformes, Falconidae. Gene Ontology annotation, molecular function: fatty acid elongase activity. The transcript has 8 exons. Gene Ontology annotation, biological process: sphingolipid biosynthetic process; fatty acid elongation, saturated fatty acid; fatty acid elongation, polyunsaturated fatty acid.
UGCCGCGGCUCCCAGCAAAAAGCCGUGACCCGCGUUUGCCCCGCGCGUCGCGGGGGUCGCCUGCUUCGGGGCGGGCCGGGCGAGCGGGGCUGCGGGGGCGGCCGGGCCUGGGCAGCCCCGCAGCGGGGCAGCGGAAGGUCUUGUCGGGCUCGCAAGCGAAGACUUGGGCUUCUGCUGCUGCUUCUUCCCCGAGCCCAUCGUCUCGCUCACCGGUCCCCCCGCUUUACUGAUCAGGAAUGGAGCCGCUGGCACAGGAGUUCCCGGGUUCGGCUGCGGGACAGGGCAGGCGCCACAUGAGAGCAGCGCCGGGGAGAUGGGCAGUGCUUCUAUAAGAUGCCUGCCCGCUUUCGAAUCUAAAUGUUUAAAGAGUGCAAGCAUUUCGGAACUUGUAGAAUGGAAUUUCUGGAUAAAACAAUCAAUAGCUACCUUGAUGUUUGGCUUGGACCCAGAGAUCCCAGAGUAAAAGGAUGGCUUCUUCUGGAGAACUAUACACCUACCUUUAUCUUCUCAGUCUUGUACUUGCUAAUCGUAUGGCUAGGACCAAAGUACAUGCGGAAUAAGCAGCCAUUCUCAUGCAGGGGUAUUCUAGUGGUCUACAACCUUGGACUUACACUGCUUUCUCUGUAUAUGUUUUAUGAGCUGGUGACGGGAGUAUGGGAAGGAGGAUACAAUUUCUUCUGUCAGGAUACACACAGUGGAGGAGAAGCUGAUAUGAAGAUCAUACGUGUCCUCUGGUGGUACUAUUUCUCCAAACUCAUUGAGUUCAUGGAUACCUUCUUUUUCAUUUUGCGGAAAAAUAAUCAUCAGAUCACUGUUCUGCAUGUCUACCACCAUGCAACAAUGCUGAACAUUUGGUGGUUUGUGAUGAACUGGGUGCCUUGUGGUCACUCUUACUUUGGUGCCACACUGAACAGCUUUAUCCAUGUCCUCAUGUACUCCUACUACGGGUUGUCUGCUGUGCCAGCAAUGCGUCCUUAUCUGUGGUGGAAGAAGUACAUCACGCAAGGGCAGCUGAUUCAGUUUGUCCUGACAAUCUUCCAGACCAGCUGUGGUGUUGUUUGGCCAUGUGCAUUUCCUCAGGGUUGGCUGUAUUUCCAGAUUUCUUAUAUGAUUUCUUUGAUUAUCCUCUUCACAAAUUUCUAUAUUCAGACUUACAACAAGAAGGCAUCCUCGAGGAGGAAAGAGUAUCAGAACGGCUCUACGGCCACUGUGAACGGGUACACAAACAGCUCUUCUUCCCUUGAGAACAAUGUGAAACAAAGGAAACAAAGGAAGGAUUGAAGACCAAACUGAAAAAACAUUUUGAUAACCCCAACAACAAAAUCAUCUGAUUGUAAGCACAAUAAGAGUUGUGCACUAAUACUCUAACGGCUACUGUAACUAUUCCUGCCUAGAAUAGUGUGAUUUAUGUAGGACUUAACCAGUGCAAACACCCUAGAAACUGUAUACAGAACAUAAAAGUAGGUUAAAGUUUAAAAAUAAUUCUGGGCUGUCACUGACCCCGCUAUAGACUGUGGAAGGGAGUAUUAUCAUAGUAUCCGACACUGCUGUUGCCUUACUAGUCAAUAUGAUAGGUGCUGAAUUAUGAUUCACAAUUUGAAAACACUGUAAUCUAAACCUCCAUUUUUUUUUACUGUAGGUCAUGCAUGUGAUUGUAGAGGUAAUUUGUACAAUGCUGGUUUCAGUAGAUAAACACACAUGCCUUAAAUUAAAAAGCAGGGCCCAAAGCUUAUUACUGGUUUAAAAAUUAGGGUAUGUUUCAACUUUUCAGUUGACUGACUUUUUAUUAAAAAGUCAUUUAGAAGAAUCCAUUGAUCAUUUUACUGUUCUGUAUGUGAUACAUAAUGUUACGUAUCUCUUACGUGAUACAGUGAAAUUGGAAAUGGCGCAUUUAGUUUUGUAUAUUUGGCUUUAACUGACUAAACAGUCACAAACCAGAUGGAAAACUUAUUUUACCUUUUUAAUAGAUCUUAUUUUUUUAUUUGAAGUAUGUCACUAAUGUAAAACUAAUUGGCGCUUACACAGUCCAUUAAGAUUUAAAUAUUGUCUCUAAGGUUUAGAGUAUAUACAGGGUGGACCCAUCUUUUUUCUCUCUUUUUCUUUUUUUCUUGUUUCUGAGAAUUCGUAAAUGCUAAAUGAUGAGAGUGGUUUUUAAUAUGGAAACUGGCAGAAUUUCAAGUGUUAUUACCAUAGCCAUAUCCACAUUUGAGGAGCUACUGUUUAAGUCUGUGACAUAUCCAAAAGUGUAUUUAAAAACAAAGACAGAAAGAUGCUUUUCUGAUGGAAUUAUCUGUAUUUAAGUUGGUAUCUGAACUGUUCUUCAUGUAGCAUAUGUUCACUUUUAAAAUGUGCCUAACAAAUGUGGUUUUUUCCCAAACAAGCAAAAUUGAACAGUCAAAAUCAUACCUAAUGUUUUUUAAAUGUUACUGAAAUGUGCUGGAAAUGUCUGUUUCUGUAAUGUGAGUUGUGUAUAUCACCAGUAAUGUUUUGGCUUGUUAUCUGACAAUUUUGUUUGAGUCCUUGUUAAAGUUACUCCUUGUUGUAAAAUCUUGCCUUGCACAUAUGAGGAGUCAGUUGCAAAGCCAGUAUCUAUUGCUGGUAUUCUGGUAUCUGCCGUGGUGAGGUAUGGCUUAUGAAUAUUUUAUUCAUUAAGCUCUAAAAAUUUGAAUUGUGCAAGACAUUCUGCUGGUCAUUGCUCAAGUUUAACUAUUUGUUUUUUGAUAUUUAUAUAAAUGCCAGUUUUAACAUGUUUGGUUUGGUUGGGUUUUUUUUAAUUAAAUCUUUUUUAAAAAAUUUGCACAUCUUUUAGAGAAUUAGUAAGUUCUACUAGCCUUGUGGGUUUUCAUUCCUUGAUUUGAAGGAGACAGUGUCUGUUAUGUUUACAUUAUCAAAGCUUGUGCGUGUGUCUUCAUUUCUAGGUACUGGUUUGCAGAGUCUUUACAUAGCUCAGUACAGCAGCUAUAAUGUUCAAAAUAGGCUGUCUAAAUGUGCUAGAAUUAAACACUUGGCUCAUCUGAAUAUACCUACAUUGUUAAUGUUUGACAUGGUUUAAUCAUUAAAACACUUUUGAUGA